Messenger RNA from Wasmannia auropunctata (little fire ant), 1364 nucleotides. RefSeq names its product low molecular weight phosphotyrosine protein phosphatase 1-like. The record is from RefSeq and is a predicted model, not a curated record. The coding region runs from base 775 to 1218 and encodes 147 amino acids. Gene Ontology annotation, molecular function: acid phosphatase activity; non-membrane spanning protein tyrosine phosphatase activity. Gene Ontology annotation, cellular component: cytoplasm. Gene Ontology annotation, biological process: protein dephosphorylation. Lineage: Eukaryota; Metazoa; Arthropoda; Insecta; Hymenoptera; Formicidae. The transcript has 4 exons.
UUUAUUUAAUUUUGCAGCUAGCAAUUAUGCAUUACUUUUAAUUUCAAGCACUUAAUAUUCUGUGUCAUACAAAUGUGUUUCUAAAAUCAAUGAAAGCUUUUUGCAUAUUAAUUAAUUAAGCUUCUUCAUGUAUCAUACAAUCAUGUGUAUGUUUUUGAAAUUAAUAAAAGCUUAAUUAAUUAAAACCUUUUUAUUUAAUCACACUUGAUACAUAAUUUGCAAAUACAUUUGCAUGAGUGAUUCGUUUUGGUUCAUUGAGCCACAGUUGUGUACGUACAUUAGAUGUCAGCGCAACGUUUUAAGGAUAAUAUUACUAGAAAUUUUUAGUGUAUUCUUGUUUACUAUAUUUCGCUACCGAGAGAUCAGCAAGAAAUCAAUAUGACACGAAAGAGGAGCGUCCUUAUGGUUUGUCUAGGUACUGUAAUUUGCUUAUUUUUAAUCAUAAAGCUGAAUUUGUUGAACUGUCGCACUGGUUUUAAAAUACAGAACAUAGAAAUUAAGUUAUAAUUGUUAUUCCAAUAGCUUUCUUUUUUUUAUGAAAAGAAAUAUAAUUGAAGUAAGAACUAUGCACGUAGCACAUGUGAUGAAACAAUCUCUUUAGCGAGUGAGAGGCUUUGAAUUAUUUUGCGGUUAUAGUUUUCUAUUUAUAAGAGUUAUGUAAUUAUAAAUACAUGCAUACAACUCGUCAAACUAAAGUAGGCUAAAAGCAGCAGUCUUUUCUUACGACGUUCUAUCAGUCUGCAUGCAUUUUAAAGGAAUAGUUGUCGCUCUCCUAUGGCGGAAGCGGUGUUUCAGGAUCAAGUGCGAAAGAUGGGUUUAACCGAUUUCUGGGAGGUCGACAGCGCCGCUAUUCUAGAAUAUCACGUCGGCAACGAUCCCGAACCCAGGGCGAUAUCCACACUUCAGAAAGCCGGAAUUACGGAUUACUCUCAUAUCGCGAGACAAAUCACGAUCAAUGAUUUCUAUCAAUUCGACUGGAUCUUCGGAAUGGACGAGUAUAUUAUCCACCGGCUGUACGAGAUGCAACCGAGAGGUAGCCAAGCGAAGAUAGAACUACUUGGGAAGUACGAUCCAGCUGGAAUAGUUGUCAUAAGAGAUCCCCUCUUUGAUACCGGUAGUGUCGGAUUUGAGAAAGCAUUUCAGCAAGCUCUGAGAAGCGUAUGCGCAUUUUUGGAAAUUAACAAGGUAAUUUCGAAUUCUCAUAUUAUCUUGUUCUAGUAUUCGUAUAAAUUGUAAAAGAGAUCAUCGAAUUUUGCGAAUCUCUGAUAUCUCUCGAUAUAUCUGCAAACUUUAACAAUUUACUUAAAAAUUCUCUCUAUAUCUUAUUCCAAAUAUUGUAGAUUUUUAUAACACAAGUAUGUUUU